Salvia miltiorrhiza (redroot sage) is the source of this 1687-nucleotide messenger RNA. RefSeq lists its product as uncharacterized. The transcript is spliced from 3 exons. The coding region runs from base 104 to 1537 and encodes 477 amino acids. The record is from RefSeq and is a predicted model, not a curated record. Lineage: Eukaryota; Viridiplantae; Streptophyta; Magnoliopsida; Lamiales; Lamiaceae.
ACCUACAUACAUUGCAUCUAGAAUGAUGAAACUCUGAGUUAUUUAGGGUUUAAUUAAUUUCGCAUGUAACUGUAAAUUGUGUGUGAUAAUUGAUUAAAAAUCCAUGGCGUCUUCAUCCUCUUCCUCUUCCUCUCAUGCUCCAGCCAAGUCGUCUCAGCCGCUGCACAAUUUCGAGCUGCCGCCGCUGCUCAAAUGGAACAGUAAAGACGGGACCCACAAGCGCCACCGCUCCAUGAAGCAUGCCGUCACCGUCGCCGUCGCCUCCCCCAUGCCGCCGCCGCCGCAGGAGCCGCCGCCGGUGGUUGACGAGAGGCUGUCGCUGCUCCGGGAGGAGGCUCUGCGGCCCUUCCGCGGCCGCGAUUGGUGGGAAAGAUCGGAUGUGAUCGCGUAUCGCAGAAAUCCUCUCAAGAAAUCUUCUUCUUCUCCGGCGCCGGCCUCGGCCGAUUCCGGAUUCAAAAUCUCCGACGCCGCCGACCGGAAUCCGUCGAAGAAGGAUUACGACGUCUACCGCAGAAAUCCAUUGAAGAAAUCUGCAUUCGCCGCCGCUUCUCCGCCGAGCUUCUUCGAUUCAGGUGAGGGACAAACAUCAGCUGCACACCAUAGAAACCCUCCUCUCUUGGAGAAAUCUGCAUUUGCUUCACCAGAUGCAUUAAACCCUAAAAACCCUCUCUUGAAGAAACCUGCAUUUGCUCCUUCUCCAAAGAGGCACACUUUCUCACAAGAUCAUAAGCCCAAUCUUCACAAAAAAGCAGAAGCUGAUAAUCCAUCAAACCCUAAAACCCCACUCUUGAAGAAAUCUGCAUUCACUCUCUCCUCCAAUUCAGAAGAUAAGAAAAAAUCAUCAAACCCUACCGAAGAUAAGAGCAAGAAAUCAUCGAAGAUUGCACAGGGCGAUCGUGAAUCCCCUAAACAGAAAUCUGCAUUCGCAUCUCCGACGAAGAAGCCGCAGCUGGCCCUCUCAGAAGAGAAAAAAUCAGGCGAUGCAUCAAACCCUAAAAAGAAACCUUCAUUUGCUCCUUCCUCGUCAGAGAAAAAAUCCGAGAUCAAAAUUGGUUCCAAAAAGGAGGAAGAAAACCCUAAGAUUAAGGAGGCCGAUCUUAACGAUGACGGAGACGGCGAUGAAGAGAUCAAGGUGUGGAAUCUGCGGCCUCGAGUCGUCAAGAACAAGUCAAAGAGUAAAGCUCAGCAGCAGCUGAGGAGCGGCGGCGGCGGCGGCGGCGGCGCAGCUAAAUCUGCAGGCGGCGGCGACAAGAACGAGAAGGAAAAGGAAAAAGAAAAAGAAAAAGAAAAGGAAAAGGAAAAGGAAAAGGAAAAGGAGAAGAAGAAGGAGAAGGAGAAGCUGAGCAUUACGAUUUCUCUAACCAAACAGGAGAUUGAAGAAGACAUUUUCGCCCUCACCGGAGCAAAGCCGUCGCGCCGCCCCAAGAAGCGCCCUAAAAAUGUGCAGAAACAAUUGGAUUCUGUGUUUCCUGGAUUAUGGCUGCACUCCAUAACUCCAGAAUCCUACAAGGUAUCGGAAAAUUCUCUUAAGGGCUAGAUGGUGCAAGGAUUGAAGAGGAUCGAUGAUUAUGCUGUUUAAAAAUGCUGCUGCUCUUUGAAUUAUUACCUAAUUUAGGUAUUUUCAUGUUCAAUCUCGAGUUCUAAUUUAGUGUCUUGUAUUUUGCUUUUAAAUAAAUAGAAUUUCAGC